This is a messenger RNA of Nerophis lumbriciformis (worm pipefish), 516 nucleotides long. The record is from RefSeq and is a predicted model, not a curated record. NCBI's taxonomy places the organism in Eukaryota, Metazoa, Chordata, Actinopteri, Syngnathiformes, Syngnathidae.
AUGCGUUGGCUCACCUUUAUUUCACUCCUGUCAGUUACUGCUUUGGCUGACUAUCCACCAGAUAUUGAUGAUUACUUUUCAUUCUCCAAACACGUGGGCUCAGGAGUCGGCAUCUCAUAUGGCAUCGUUGGGAAAGGAAGGAUUACAGGUGUCCGAGUGUGGGAGGCCAACAAUAACUACAUCUAUGGAAUACAACUUCGCUACGGCUACGCCUGGACCAAUAUUACAGGCUAUCCGUAUGGUCAAGUCCAGGAAAUGAAGUUGUUCGAAGGCGAAGCCAUUGUGCAACUUUCUGGAAAGUAUUCGCACUACGUGCAGUCUCUGGUAUUCACUACCAACAUGGGCCGAUCCCUGUUUGCGGGCCAGCCCCGGGGACACUCAUUCAACAUGUACCCAAGAAAGGAAAAGGCUGAACUGCGCUUCAUCAGUGGCCGUUACAACGGAGCUAUCACCUCCAUUGGAGCACAUUGGGGAGUUGUUUCUGACCCUUAUAGAAAAACUCCAAAUUACUUGUAA